Molecule: messenger RNA, 1002 nt
Organism: Pogona vitticeps (central bearded dragon)
Lineage: Eukaryota; Metazoa; Chordata; Lepidosauria; Squamata; Agamidae
Source: RefSeq, a predicted model, not a curated record
UUUACUCAACUAUUAUCCUGGCCUUGAUAUUGAGAAAAGGAAUAUCUUCGGAUUUACUGCACUUAUGAAGUCUGCAAUGCAAGGCCGAGCUGAAUGCGUCAGAGCCUUAAUGUUGGCAGGGGCAAAUAUAAAUGCAACAGACCCAGGUCGUGGAUUCACUCCUCAGGAAUGGGCAUGUUUUACAGGAAGAAUAGAAUCUGCCUAUCUGAUACAGAGACUUAUGGACCAGCCGUGCGCUGAGCAGUUUUGUGACCACUAUGAACUGGAAUGGCCAAAGAUGAAGGAACUUCUUGCCAAAGCUGCUGAGCGAAAAACCUGUUUGCAAAGGAUCUCAGAAGGUGUUCGGUCAGUAGUAGCUUUCAAAACAUACCAAGGCCCUGAAGAAGAUGGCGUCCUGGAUCAUAUGGUUAGAGUGACCACCAGUCUGAGGAGUUCCUUUGUUGCCAUUGCUUGCAGGACUGUGUGCCCUGGAAGUCCGCCUGCGCUAGGAAAACGUAGGCCUGCUGUGCAGGAAAUGCUUAGAAGACAAAGAGCAAAGGAAAUCCGAACUUUAGAGGACAGAGACCAUUUUCACAGCUAUGAGAAGCUGUUUCAAAACUCCCGAAUCACAUUAGUCCCCCAAAAGAAAGAGAGGCGAGCCAGCCUGCAGCCUUUCAGUCUAACUGUGCCCCAAGUGAGCAUUGUGCUUCCAAGGAAAACCAGCCUAUUACCACUGCACUUGAUGAGAAGGAGUAGUGUGCGUCCUGGGUUUGUCAUUCCCAAAGUUCGUAUCAACAAGGCGCCUCCACCUACUUUCCAGCCAGAGAAAGUAAGACGGAAAAGUAGUGCCAGUGAUGGGAGCUACCUGGAGAUUCCCAAAUGGAGGUAUAAAGAGCUGAAAGAGGAAAGGAAGAAGGCAGAAGAAGAUGAAAAGAAAAAAAUGGAAGAAGCUCAGAAACAGAAGCAAGGGUCCCCUCAGAGAAACAAGACUUGAUGCCCUUGCCAUGACUCCCACUCUCAGUU